Messenger RNA from Xylona heveae TC161, 2082 nucleotides. Its product is annotated as DEAD-domain-containing protein. The record is from RefSeq and is a predicted model, not a curated record. Gene Ontology annotation, molecular function: ATP binding; RNA helicase activity; RNA binding. Gene Ontology annotation, cellular component: nucleus. The transcript is spliced from 4 exons. NCBI's taxonomy places the organism in Eukaryota, Fungi, Ascomycota, Xylonomycetes, Xylonales, Xylonaceae. Bases 213 to 1982 code for a protein of 589 amino acids.
AUCGGUCGGAUCUCUCUUCUGACGUCUCUCGUCUACGCGUGCAUCUCCGACCUGUACCGGUCCUUACUCGUCUAAUUCGCCUCGCUCUCGAACGUUCCCACACCGACCAGUUGAACAUUUUUGACCGUCGAUAAUAGAGAUAAAAACGCCACUCCCCUUUCUUUUCAAUACAGCAUUUUCAUUUCCCCACUCAACCACGAAAAAUCUACAACAUGGCGGAUCAACUCAAUAUGGGAAACCUCUCCAUUUCGGGUAACCAGCCCCAGCCCAACGGCUAUGGCGCUGGCCGUUCGGCUUACAUUCCUCCCCAUCUUCGGAAUAAGGGCCCAGCCAUGCCCGGCCCAGCUCCCGUGAUGGAUGGCGGUGCUAAUGGCAGCGCCUGGGGUGGUCCUCCUGCACGUGUCGGCGGCGGUCCCGGCUACUCAAGAGGUGCAACCGGCUCUGGUGGUUACAGCGCCGCGCGUGGGUCUGGUGAUGGCCAGUGGAAGGAUGGAAAGCAUAUUCCCGGCCCUCCUAAUCCCCGCGUCGAGCGUGAACUUUACGGUCUUCCCAAUGAUCCUUCAAAGCAGAGCACCGGCAUCAACUUUGACAAGUACGACGACAUCCCGGUCGAGGCUUCUGGUCACGAUGUCCCUGAGCCCACCAACGAAUUCGCCUCUCCUCCUUUGGAUGCCCACCUGCUCGAGAACAUCCGCAGUGCCGGAUACAAGGCCCCCACGCCUGUCCAAAAAUACUCGAUUCCCAUUGUUUCGAACGGCCGCGACCUCAUGGCCUGCGCCCAGACUGGUUCCGGCAAGACUGGUGGCUUCCUCUUCCCCAUUCUUUCUCAGGCUUUUAUCAACGGUCCUUCUCCUGUCCCCCAGCUUCCCAGCAACAUGGGCUACAGUGGCCGCUCGCGCAAGGCCUUCCCCACAUCGCUGAUCCUCGCCCCUACUCGUGAGCUGGUCUCGCAGAUCUUCGAAGAGUCUCGCAAGUUUGCCUACCGCUCCUGGGUUCGUCCCUGCGUUGUGUAUGGUGGUGCCGACAUUGGCUCUCAGCUUCGCCAGAUUGAGCGCGGAUGUGACUUGCUCGUUGCUACUCCUGGUCGUCUCGUGGACUUGAUUGAGCGUGGCCGUAUUUCUCUCAUGAGCAUCAAGUACCUUGUGCUCGAUGAGGCCGACCGCAUGCUGGACAUGGGUUUCGAGCCCCAGAUUCGUCGUAUCGUUGAGGGUGAGGACAUGCCCCCCACCUCCAACCGCCAGACUCUCAUGUUUUCGGCCACGUUCCCCCGAGACAUUCAGAUGCUUGCCCGCGACUUUUUGAAGGACUACAUUUUCUUGUCGGUCGGUCGUGUCGGUUCCACUUCGGAGAACAUUACUCAAAAGGUUGAGUACGUUGAGGACAUUGACAAGCGCUCUGUCUUGCUCGACAUUCUUCACACUCACCGCAACGGCUUGACCUUGAUCUUCGUCGAGACGAAGCGCAUGGCGGACUCGCUCUCCGACUUUUUGAUCAACCAGUCCUUCCCCGCUACCUCGAUUCACGGUGAUCGCACCCAGCGCGAGCGUGAGCGAGCUUUGGAGAUGUUCCGCUCGGCCCGCUGCCCCAUUCUGGUUGCCACUGCUGUUGCGGCUCGUGGUCUCGAUAUUCCCAAUGUCACCCACGUUGUCAACUACGACUUGCCCACUGACAUUGAUGACUAUGUUCACCGUAUCGGUCGUACUGGUCGUGCCGGUAACACUGGUCUGGCGACUGCCUUUUUCAACCGUGGAAACCGCGGUGUUGUCCGUGAUCUGAUCGAUCUCCUCAAGGAAGCCCACCAGGAAGUGCCUUCCUUUUUGGAGAACAUUGCUCGCGAGUCCAGCUUCGGUGGUGGCGGGCGCGGUGGUCGGUCUGGCGGCCGUGGUCGUGGUGCUACAGCCACCCGUGACUUCCGCAAGUAUGACAACCCUGGCUUUGGUGGUGGCGGCGGUUUUGGUGGUGCUGCUGCUCCUGCGUGGUAGUUUUGGUGCCCCCCCACCUGCCUAUGGCGGUAGCGGUGGCGGCUACGGCAACCCCAGUGGUCCGGGCGCCGCUUCAUGGUGGUAAAAGACCAAACGUGCU